GGGCCCCCCUCCCGCGAGGGGCGCGUGGGGACCCCCCUGACCCUCGAGUGCCACUUCCGAGGCCCCCCCGACACCGCCCUGACCUGGCUCCAGGCGUGUCCCCCCGGGCUCGGGGAGGUCCCCCGGAGCUGCCCCUGGCCCCAGGAGGUGGUGGCCACCCGGGGGGGCCGCCGGAUGGACCGGGUGGUGCGGAAAGGGGGGGGAAGCUCCACCCUGACCUUCCCCAAACUGUCCCACAACGACUCCGGGCUCUUCUUCUGCCGCGUGGAGUCCGGGGGGGAGACGGCCCAGAGCUGCGGCACCUUCGUCAGGGUCCGCGAGCCGGUUCCCGCCCCGUUCCUGGCGCUGAGGGAGAGCACCAAGAACCGGAUCCUGACGGCGCAGGGGGUGCUGCUGCUGCUCUGCUCAGCUGGGCCGGGGCUGCUGCUGCUGCUCAGGAAGUGCUGGGCCAACGAGCAGCUGCUGCACCCCGAAAAAACCACAUGCGAGGAGGAAAACCUCUACGAGGGGCUGAACCUGGACGAGUGUUCGAUGUACGAGGACAUUUCCCGGGGACCCUCCCCGGUGACUCCCAGCUGGAAAAGCCCUGAGGGACCCCCCGAAAAAGGGGGGUGGGACCCCCUGGGAAGGGGUUUGGGACCCCCUGGCUCUGCUUGGCCCCCCCCAGUGCUCUGCUCUGGUGACACAAGGCCAUGCUGAUCCCCCCCAAAAUAAAGCUGCUGUGCUCCCGGA
Pipra filicauda (Wire-tailed manakin) is the source of this 732-nucleotide messenger RNA. RefSeq names its product B-cell antigen receptor complex-associated protein alpha chain-like. The annotation marks the transcript as partial. Lineage: Eukaryota; Metazoa; Chordata; Aves; Passeriformes; Pipridae. Gene Ontology annotation, molecular function: transmembrane signaling receptor activity. The transcript is spliced from 4 exons. Gene Ontology annotation, biological process: B cell receptor signaling pathway; B cell differentiation. Gene Ontology annotation, cellular component: external side of plasma membrane; B cell receptor complex; membrane. The record is from RefSeq and is a predicted model, not a curated record.